Molecule: messenger RNA, 2949 nt
Organism: Myxocyprinus asiaticus (Chinese sucker)
Lineage: Eukaryota; Metazoa; Chordata; Actinopteri; Cypriniformes; Catostomidae
Product: RING finger protein 208-like
Exons: 2
Coding region: 1703-2488 (261 amino acids)
Biological process (GO): protein ubiquitination
Molecular function (GO): ubiquitin protein ligase activity
Source: RefSeq, a predicted model, not a curated record
GAGAGAGAGAGAGAGUCUGUGAGGAGGCAGAGUACGAGAUACACACAGAAACAGAGGCAUAGCAUGCACUUGUGAGUCAGAGUGCUUGUGUGCGUGUGUGUGCGGGUGCGUAUAAGUGUGUGUACAGAGAGACAGACAGAUAGAGAUAGAAGGGAAAGGAAUUCCACAGACAAAUGGUGCUCAUCGUGCUGUAGAGAAAGAUAUUGCAAAGAAAUCUAGCAUGCAAGUGAGAAUUCCAAGAAAGAAGAGGAACGACAGAGUGUGUGGACACUGAAAAGGAGGAAAGCAGACCCAGACAACCAUGAAACCUCUUACACAACUGAUCAAGUGAGUGAUUGAAUGAAUGAUUGACCUGACGGACACAGAAUUCGACCAUCACGGGACCAACAAGAACAUAGUGCACCUUAAAUCUUUUCGCACAACGGUGCUUUGUGACGCAUCCGACAUCUCGACCUCCAUCUUUCCCAUCCUCCACCCUUCCAUCAAUCUUUCGGCUUCUGGAAACAGGCAGGGAAGUGUUUCCUGCGUCCUCGCAUAUGCAACAGGAGCAUCCGAUGCGAUGGGUAGCACACCGAGGUACAAGACAGCCUGAGACAGCAGCAUCAGAGGGACUUUGUGUCCAAAUGCAAGGAGAGACAAAGAUCUACUAAAUAAACCAAAUCCACUGCACACGUCCAAAUCCAGAGAUCUGCCACUAAAAACACAAGAGACAUAUAUACAGGAAAAGAAACGACACUACCUAUGAGUCUGCAUAUUUGUGCCAUGUUGGGAAAAGCACUUGAAGCAAGGAAGGUCUGGCAAGACUCCUGAGACACUCUCAGACCUGUCAUAUCAUCAAAGAGUGGACACACUUACUGUCAGAGUCAACACAGACUAUUUGAGGAAUUCUGGGCUUUUAAGUGACUGGGAGAGCACCUUCCAGAUCUUUCCAAUGCCACAUGAGCGCCUCCCAAAAAGCCUUUGCUUAUCAGAACACAGGUCAUGGAAGUGUAGCCAAUAUCGAGAAAACUCAGAAAAGGGCCAUACCACAACGGGGACCCAAAACAGGAAAGAAAUUUUGUGCGGUUUUGACACUGAGGUGGAUAAAACGUCUGUAACAAUUGUUGCAUCAGUUCCUUUCUGAAACUCAAUAGGAUUAAAUUAAACAGUAUUUAAGAUCUCAUUAUUCUCCUAAAACUAUUCUGUAUUUAGGUCUUUAUUGUAUUUAUGUCAAGAUAUAUAUGAAAACAUUGAUAAAAUUGCCAACAUAUCUUCUGAUAUUGAGUGUGACGCACUGUGUAGUGUUAUAAUAUCAUUGAAUAUCCUGUUACUUUGUUUCAUUGAGUAUCCUGUUAAAUUAACUAUAUUGAAUUGUACAAUAUCAGUGAACAGGGUGUAAGUCAUUGCCUCAAGACUCUUGGAGCCACAAAUUGCGACCUCUCAAAACCUGAAGCAGAACAAAGACAUCUGUUGUCCUUCAAGGUUUUUUGUACUGUAGACAUUCUGCACUGGCCGGAAGUCUUUGUCCAUCUGUGCCACACAUAGACUCAGGGUGAUACAGCCUGUGACCAAGGAGGGACUUUGAGACAGCAAUGGACAAACCCAUCCGUCCUCAUGUCCCCUGCAAUGGCUAAGUGUCCUCCCCCAGUGCACUGAAGACGUAACCUGCAGGGCCAUAAGCUACACACAGUUCCUCUGCCCACAACACCAAGUCAAGGUUUGAAUGUCCUGCCUGCGGCGCCAACCUGUGACCAUCCCCAUGGACACCGUCAAGAUCAUCCGGUCAGAGAAGUUUCCUCUGGAGUGUCCUGUCCCAGUGACCCAGCCUCGCUAUGCCCCACCUCCCCGUGUGGCCUGGGAUGGAGGAGGCGAGGGGGAGGUUAUUGUCAACCAGGCAUGUGGUGACCUGACCAUGGAGGUCAAUGGCAACAACGUGGUCCCAUCCAGACCCCUAGUGUCGCCCCCUGCCCCCGUCUUCUGCCGUGAAGCCAGUUACCUUGCCCAGCGCAAGGCCAGUGCAUCCGACAUCUGCUACCAUCAGUUCCACUACAAGAUGGACAAUGUAAUUGUCAACCAGUAUGUGCUCCGCUCUUCCUCCACCUCUUCUUCCUCCUCCUCCACCUCCUCAGACCCGGUAAUGCCAUGCGAACCACUAGACUGCCCCACUUGUGGACACACCUACAACUUUGCCAGCAAGCGGCCACGCAUUCUGUCCUGCUUGCACUCAGUGUGUGAGGAGUGCUUGCAGAUCUUGUAUGAGUCCUGUCCCAAGUACAAGUUCAUCUCCUGCCCCACUUGCCGCCGUGAGACCGUGCUCUUCACUGACUAUGGGCUAGCUGCUUUGGCCAUCAAUACCAGCAUCCUCAGCCGGCUGCCACCUGACCCUGCGGGGACUGUGCAGUGGGGCACCGAUGGUGACCGCAGCUGCUAUCAGACGGUGCGCCAGUACUGUCAGUCGGCUUGCACUUGCCACAUUGCCAACCCCCUCUCUUCCUGUGGCAUCAUGUAGACCAGAAAGGGCAGAUGACUGGCACAACUCAUCCCAAAAACUUUAUCCACCUGUGCCCACCACAUGAGUCACACACAUUCACCCUCCCUGAACAGUCACGGAUGUAUCUGUAUAUUUAAUAGCACAAGAUGCUAUGUGGACUUGAAGUGAAAAAGACACUUGUGUGCAAAGAGAGAUAUGAAAUAUCAGAGUAAUGUAUUUUAUGUAUGAACUGAUUUUCCUCUAGCCCUCAAUCUCUUGUUUGGAUGUGUUUGUCAUUAACAUCUCUUUACAUGGGAAUGCCAAGGGAAGUCUAUCUCCCCCCAUCCUGGGUAAAAUAAAGACCAAUAAAGAAUUAAAAGUUAAACUUUUGGUUUGUUUCAAAGGUAACUUAGUAGCUCAGUCCCUAACGGUAACACACACACACACACACACACACACACACACACACACACACACACCCAGUCCACUAAUUAUUAAAA